AUGAUCGGACGAACGCAUGUCUUACGACUGGAACUUAAGGGUGUUCUGCACAAUCCAAUGUACAAAAGCACAACCCCGCCGAAUGCACGAGCCACCAGGGGCACGACUUUAAAUUUUGCGGAUAAGGUGUUAUCGAGCGUAUUGGUUGAAAGACUGAUGCCCGUCGACAGUGAACUAUGUGGCCUUGGAUCUGGUAAAUCCACCAUAGGCCAAGUAUUCACCAUACGCCAUAAUUUGAAAAAGACCCGAAAGAAGGAAUUGACAUAUGGAUACCAUAUUUUCAAACUUCAAAGCCAAGUUGGAACGAGUGCAGAGGGCGGCUGCCAUUCUGGUUACGGGCGCACCAGCCACUACACCCGUCAAAUCUCUGGAAAUAAUGUUAAAUCGGGCCGGCUGCUGUGCGGCAAGGAUCCACGGAUAGACUUCAGAUUCGGACACGAAAAAGCACUUGAAGCUCUACCGGAUGAUCUACGACCGUUAGAUUAUACCACUCCCCUACUCUGUUUAGACAACAAAUUCUCCAUAAGAACCCCAGAGAGGAACGAAUGGAAAGGGGCCACUGACUUAAAUUCAGGUUUGAUCGUUAUAUGUACAGAUAGUCACAAGCUUAUAAAAAGAGUGGGCAGCGGGAUUUACUAUGGCGAACUCACGCUAAACCUCAGUUUUCGCUUACUGGACCAUUGUAGCGUUGUUCAAACAGAGCUAAGCGCUACAAUGGAGGCCGCUCGGUGGCUCAUUGCCUCCACCCCUCCAGGACGGCCAAUCGCUAUUUAUUCCGAUGGUCAGGUUACUAUCAAAUCUCUUAAAUCUAAUGGAAUAACAUCCAAGACAUGGUACGAAUUGGAGCGUUACCUGCGCGAUGAACCCAAAUUGCAGUCCUACAAGAAAAUCCACUCCGAGAUCGACACCGCUUGGGAUCUGCUAUCGGCACCAGCGCGCAUUUUGGAAGAGCUAAAAAUCAAAGAGCAAAAUCUCGAUUCAGUUUCGACCACAUCGUCAGUAUCGUCGACAUGUUCGGGCAUGUCGUGGGACAGCAGCGGCUCUCAAGCUCUUAGCUGUUCAGUUGUGGUCAAAAAGGAACGCAUCGACGAGGAGGAUGACGAGCUGCAUUCAGACAGUUGCGAGGAGAAAUUCACAGCAUCGGCGUUGGCUACAUCGCUGGGCAAUGCUGCUGCCACUUCACUCGCCUAUUCACCAUGUGGAUCUGCCUCGAGCACGCCCACGCCGGUUGCGGGACCUAUCAAUGCUGCCACCAAUAUGGGAACCACGCUUUCGACGGUAUCGGAGAAGGGUAUCAAGGUGCGUGUGAUCGCCACAAAGGCGCAUAAUAAAGGCGCUGGUAGUCGUGCUAAUGGCAUUAAUGUUAGCGUCAGUAGUGGCCAUAACAACAACAACAACAAUAACAAUCAAAGUAACAGCAGCAGCAGUACAAGUCCGCACGAUUACAUGUUGCCGACGUUAACGCCGCCAUCAUCACCCGAGUCGAUACGUACCAGCAACUCAAACAACGCGCAGCAGCAACAACAACAGCAACAGCAACAGAUCGAUGCUAGCACUUUGAGUGCUACUGAAUUGGCAGCACUUAUUCAGCAACAACAACAGCAGCAGCAGCAGCAACAACAGCAGCAGCAACAACGUCUCGGUCAAACGCAAUAUUCUGCUGGAACGCCUACUUCUACCGCCAUACUACGCUUCUCCAGUGCUGUAACGACACUGGUCAAUAGCAGCAAGAAUCCUACACUGACGUCGACUACAGUUCCUCUGCUACAACAGCAACAGCGACAGCAGCACCUGCAACAACAUCAACAACAACAAAAGUCACAUUUGAGUAUACAAACUGCCAGCGCUGGCACCAAUACCGAACCGCAUCCGCAACAACCAAUCACACAGUCACAGCCAUCAGUAUCGUCUUCAUCGUCAUCGUCGUCAUCCCCGUCUACGGUACAUAGCAACAUUCCGCGCAGCACCAUUGUUCGUCUUACAUCGGCGAAUGGUACGAAAAGUGGCGGUAUUAGUUUGGCGCGCGUCAUACAAAUGCAGAAUAGCGGUAGUGGGAGUGUAGCAGCAGCAAUGUUGAAUGAGACGUCUACGUCUAAGCAACAACAGCAACAAAUACAACAACAUGUGAUGAAUAUGGCGGUGACAGCAGCGCAGAUCGCACAGCGUGGCACCCAGCUGCAGAAUCCACAAGUGACCGCAUUGACUACUAAAAACCACCAGCGACUACAUGAUCACAGUCCAGAUGCCAAGCGCCGGAUACACAAGUGCCAAUUUUUGGGUUGCAAAAAAGUUUAUACCAAAAGCUCACAUCUAAAAGCGCAUCAGAGAACGCAUACCGGCGAAAAACCGUACAAAUGCUCCUGGGAAGGAUGUGAAUGGCGUUUUGCACGCAGCGACGAGUUGACGCGCCAUUAUCGCAAACAUACGGGUGCUAAACCAUUUAAAUGCCGUAACUGCGAUCGUUGUUUUUCGCGUUCUGAUCACUUGGCGUUGCAUAUGAAGCGUCACAUGUAAAUAACAUUUCAAAAAAAGGCCAUGGAAGGAUAUCGAAAGUAAAUGAGUGAAAGGUGCAUAAACAGGAUACGUAGCAUUCAGAAAGCUAAAGUGCAAAUGUAUUGAGACUUGCUGAGAAGCAGUACACAGCAGAUUUACUAUAGAAAAUGAGGAAAAACAAAGCAGAGAAUUAAACAAAAAAACUACAAAAAACAAAAACAUACACACUAAAGUUAGUUUGAAUAGAAAAAAAAAUAGAUUAUAAGAAAAUGAAACUAAAAUAAGAAAAAAAACCUUGACAAAUGAAAAAUGUAAUGAUAUUGUGCCAUCAACAUGCAAAAAAUGCUAAAAAAUAAGAAAAGUUUAACUUAGAAAAUAAUAAGAAAUAUAAUUUAAAAACGCACACAAAAACCUAACAAAAUUGCAUUUGAGUAAACUUUACGCGCAGCACACACAAAUAAAUUUAAUUACAAACAUAUGUACAUGCAUAAGAUGUGUAUGUAAAUUAUGUAAGGAAAUUAUUUUACUAAUUUUUCGAUUUCAUUUCACACAACUAAGUUUAGGCUAAUUUUCAAACAAGUUGAGUAGUUUCCAUUUUGCUGGCGUGCAAAUAAAAAUAUGAAUAAAAAAAAUUUUUUAUUAAAAUUAAGUAGUUGUUAAUUUCAUGUUGGCAACACAACAUACUCCUUUACGUGUUCAACGCAUUAGUUCUUACAACGCCUCCAAUGCUGCUUUAAUACACGCAUAAAAAAUAUCUUCAACAUAAAAAGAAAAAAAAA
This is a messenger RNA of Rhagoletis pomonella (apple maggot), 3272 nucleotides long. RefSeq names its product Krueppel-like factor luna. Gene Ontology annotation, biological process: regulation of transcription by RNA polymerase II. The transcript has 5 exons. The coding region runs from base 1 to 2514 and encodes 837 amino acids. Gene Ontology annotation, molecular function: DNA-binding transcription factor activity, RNA polymerase II-specific; RNA polymerase II cis-regulatory region sequence-specific DNA binding. The record is from RefSeq and is a predicted model, not a curated record. Lineage: Eukaryota; Metazoa; Arthropoda; Insecta; Diptera; Tephritidae.